Molecule: messenger RNA, 1605 nt
Organism: Benincasa hispida (wax gourd)
Lineage: Eukaryota; Viridiplantae; Streptophyta; Magnoliopsida; Cucurbitales; Cucurbitaceae
Product: protein trichome birefringence-like 19
Cellular component (GO): Golgi apparatus
Molecular function (GO): O-acetyltransferase activity
Source: RefSeq, a predicted model, not a curated record
UUAAUUUUUUAUAAAUUUUCUCUCUCAUUAUAUUAAUUAUCAAAUUUCUUUUUUUUUUUUGGUUUUCUCUUCAUCUUUCUCUCUCCAAUGAUGCUCCAAGGCCAAGCAACCACCACCGACCUCCGCCCCUGCAAAAAUGGCCAAUACAGAACCCUAAUGGCCAUUCUCGGCGGAGCGUUAGCUCUAUUGAUCCUCACUACCAUCCCUCUCACUUUCCCUCUCCUCAAUUACUCCCUUCUCCUCCUCAAAACCUCUCUCGAAUCCCCUGCAGCAGCCGCUUCCGCCGCCUUCCGCCCCCAAAUCUUCGCCUCCGGUAAUCUCUCCAUUCUCUCCGCCCUCCCCUGUGAUCUCGCCAUCGGCGAUUGGAUCCCUAAUUCCAACCCUAACGCCGCUCUCCCCUACACUAAUGACACCUGCUGGGCGAUCCACGACCAUCUGAACUGCUUUAAGUACGGCCGACCCGAUGCCGGAUUCCUCCGAUGGCGGUGGCGGCCGGAGGGGUGCGAGCUGCCGGCGUUUAAUCCGGCGCAGUUUCUGGAGCUGAUGAGGCAUAAGGCGUUCGCGUUUGUGGGGGAUAAUAUUGCCAGGAAUCAUGUUCAGUCUCUCAUCUGCCUCCUCUCUAAGCUGGAGUAUCCAAUAGAUGUUUCACCCAGCCGAGACGAACACUUCAAGAAAUGGAAAUACAUGUCCUAUAACUUCACAAUGGCUUUUUUGUGGACAACCCAUCUAGUAAAAUCAAAAGAAUCAACAACAGGAGGCGUCUUCAAUCUAUAUUUGGAUGAGUUUGAUGAAGCAUGGACUUCCCAAAUAGCUGGAUUCGAUUACGUGAUGAUCUCGUCCGGCCAAUGGUUUCUCCACCCUAUGUUUUUCUACGAAAAUGGCAAAGUCAUCGGCUGCCAUGACUGCUUCCUCAACAACGUAACCGAGUUGGGAAUCUACCAUGGCUACAGAAAGGCCUUCAGAACAGCCUUCAAAGCCAUUCUCAGCUCAGACAGCUACAAGGGAAUCACUUACUUGAGGACUUUUUCACCUGCACACUUUGAAAAUGGGCUAUGGAAUCAAGGUGGGAACUGUUUGAGAACAGAGCCAUUUAAGAGCAAAGAUUCAGCAUUAGAAGGUAUGAAUUUAGAGCUUUAUAUGACUCAAAUGGAGGAGUUUAGAAGAGCUGAAAGAGAAGGAAGAAAGAAUGGGUUUAAGUUGAGGUUGCUAGAUACAACACAAGCAAUGUGGCUAAGACCUGAUGGCCAUCCAAGUAAAUAUGGUCAUUGGCCACAAGGGAAUGUGAGUUUGUAUAAUGAUUGUGUUCAUUGGUGCUUGCCUGGUCCUAUUGAUAUUUGGAGUGAUUUCUUGCUUCACAUGCUGAAAAUGGAAGGCAUCAGAUCAGCUCAAGAGAGAGUUCAGUUUGCUCAUCAAACAGAGUUGAAUCAAAGAUGAAGUUUCUUACACUAUAUUUUGUUUUGUCAUGUUUGAUUUGCUUUUGGUUUUGAUUCUUUAUUGUUAUUAUUUCUUUUCUUUUUACAUUCACAGAUCUUCAUCUGUAUUACUCCACCUAGUAAAUGAAAGAAUGAAAUGCCAAUAAACACAAUCAACACAAGUUUGCAUCUA